This is a messenger RNA of Macroventuria anomochaeta, 1879 nucleotides long. RefSeq names its product mannitol 1-phosphate dehydrogenase. The transcript is spliced from 2 exons. The coding region runs from base 430 to 1743 and encodes 437 amino acids. Gene Ontology annotation, molecular function: FAD binding. The record is from RefSeq and is a predicted model, not a curated record. Lineage: Eukaryota; Fungi; Ascomycota; Dothideomycetes; Pleosporales; Didymellaceae. Gene Ontology annotation, biological process: secondary metabolite biosynthetic process.
CACAAACCACCCCACAUCGUCAUCGUCCUGAAUGGGCCUGUUCGAGCAGCCUCAGGCAUCGGAAGGCACACUCGCCAUGGAGCCUCGCCGGAUGAGGGCCAUCGGCUGCUGCACUUGUUGAGAGUGAUGGCCCGUAUAUCUGUACCUGAACCCCCGAAUUUUGACCUACCGAACCCGUUGCGAGGACAAAUGCAGGGUGCCGAGCUAUUGAGCCCUGGCUGAUUGGCCAGUUGCAGAACUCUGGUUACAUGCGUCAUCGCAAUCGGAGUCGAAUGGAAGCCAUCGGAUAAAGUCCACUUGCAGAGCCGCACCCUCUUUGACAGCCGUACUUUAGACCCGUCAAGCUUACCUCAAUCCUCAAGAUCGUCAUUGAGGUCACAAAACCUCAGGUGUAGCCUCCGACCUCUCGACAAAACCUCAUACCUCGCAAUGGCCUCGACAGACUCGCCUAAGAAGAACUACAACCUUGCCAUCGUCGGUGGUGGCAUAUCAGGUCUUACCCUCGCCAUCACACUCCUGCGAUAUGACAUACCCAUCACCAUCUACGAGGCGGCGCCUCACUUCGGCGAGAUAGGUGCAGGCGUGUACCUUGGACCAAAUGCUGGCCGGGCAAUGAAGCUCAUGUCUCCUAAGAUUCAUGAAGCCUUCACCAAAACCAAGACAGGGAAUCAGUGGAAGGAGAAGGAAGACUCGUGGUUCACAAUCCGCGUCGGUGACGAGCGCAAAGCAGAUAAGGACGGCUUCGUCAAGCCGGGCAAGAAGGUGGGCGAUGCCCUCUUCGACGUGCCAAUGGAGGCUGGAGGUGAUCGAGGAGGGGUAUACCGAGCAGCUUUCCUGGACGAGCUGGUCAAGGAUGUUCCCGACAGUGUGGCACGCUUCGGCAAGAGAGUGGUGGACUUGAGUAAUGCAAAGGACAACUCUGGAGACAUGGUGCUUCAUUUCGCCGAUGGAACUACAGCGCAGCACUCUGCUGUUAUUGGAUGCGAUGGUAUCAAGUCAAAGACAAGACCAUGGCUGCUUGGCAAGGACGACCCUGCAUCAGACGCAGUGUACUCGGGGAAAUACGCCUACCGAGGGUUGAUACCUAUGGAUAAGGCGGUGGAGAUGCUGGGUGAAGAGGUUGCAGCGAACAGCUCCAUUUUCUUGGGGUAUCACGGCCACAUCCUUACAUUUCCUGUCCAGAAAGGCAAGACAAUGAACGUUGUCGCAUUCAACUCCAGCAAAACCUGGGAUGAAGAAAAAUGGGUAGUCACAACCUCAAAAGAGAAAAUGGAAGCCGAGUUCGCAGAAUGGGGUCCACAGGUCCAGAAAAUCGUGGGAGCAAUGGAGAAGCCCGACAUAUGGGCUCUGUUCAUGCACCCACCUUGCAACACCUUUUACAAGGGGCGUUUAUGUCUACUCGGUGACGCCGCGCACGCAACAACCCCACACCAAGGUGCCGGCGCCGGUAUGUGUAUCGAAGACUCGUACAUUUUGGCCAACCUGAUCAACGAGGCGAACGAUGUCAACGAUCUGGAACGUGCGUUCAAGGCGUUUGACCAGGUCAGGCGAGAGAGGACACAGAAGAAUGUCACAACGAGUAAGGAGGCGGGCAUGUUGUACGAUUUCGAGCUACAUGGCGAUGAUUUGGAUAAGAUCGAGGAGAGCUUUCUGAGCAGGAUGCAGUGGAUCUGGGAGUUCAGUUUGGAAGAACAACUAGAACAAGCGAAGAAGAUCUUCCAUGGCGAUGGCACGAAAAUAUAAAUCCAGCGCUCUCCGAAACAUCCCUUGGAUUGUCUAGAACUCAAGCUUCUCCAUCCUGCACGUUGCUUUCUCACCCUUUCCAUAUCGAUGUUGUUGGAGCAACUUCCUAAAUGUCAUUGGAAGGGCAAGAUCCCUG